AUGCAACAAACUCGUUAUAGUUCUUCACAUAUGGAAAGUUCAGUUACAAGACUUUUAGUGGCCACAAAGAUGUUACUUGAAGCAUUGACAAAAUGGUCUUUGGGUCAACGCACAGAAUCACAAGUAUCAGAUAUUUACGUGAGAUUAGGAAACGAUUUCAAUGUUGCCAAUGUGGCUUUUGGAAGCUAUGGGAUUGACAUGAGCGAUUUGACUUCUGUACCCGAUGAUCUACGAGAUUGUUUGGAGAGGUGCUUAUCCGAAGACGCUUCUCCGCAAACUUUGGAGAUACACUUACCAAGAAUCAGAGAGAUCAUUAUCGGCUUGCUGCAAGGCUUGAAGAGCAAACAAGCUGAAUACAAACAGUUGGUCAUGCAAAGGCGUGCAUCUGCAAGGUCAAGCAAGACGAAGACUGAACGUGGAGCGAUCGUCGAUAGCAGUACUAUCACUUCUGCGAUUCCAGAAAGUAGCAGAUUGUCAGGCGCGAACGGAGGUGAUGUUAUGCCAAGGGAUGGUAUGGGAAGAAGCUCGACAGGUGCAGGAGCUUCAGUGUUUGGUGACGACGUUCGAAAGAGUAUAACUGGAAAGCGACCUAUCAAUGCACCGCCAAUCACAGAAGAGGCAGCAUCAUCGAUACAAAGACCCACCAGUGCAUCCUCCUCACGUCAAUCUGAUCAAGUUCGACCUCCACACAGACGAAAUCCAAGUGUUCGAGCAUUGAAAAGUCGAGAUGCCCUGGAGAGAAGGGCGAGCAAGAGGUUCAGUGCUUAUACAUUCAACAAGAUGGGCGUCGGUCUCAAUCAGGCCAAUCAUCGAAAUGUGAGUGGAUCUAGGACUCCAACGGCAUCAUCUUGGAAUGCUAAACAAGCCAAUAGUAUGGCUUUGUUCUUGCAACUUGGUCGACAAACGAAGAAGGUCAAUGUCGAUUUGGAUCCAACAGCGCCAUUUAAAGGUCUAAGCACUGGCAAGUUGCGUAUGUUAUUCAUGGACAAGUUCUCUUACUCGCCUGGAAAAGAAGACUUUCCAACGAUAUAUGUCAAAGAUGCUCAUAGCGGAGUCACGUAUGAGCUCGAAGACCUUUCCGAAUUGACAGACGGAACAGUUUUGACGCUCAACAUAGAACCGCUGGAUCAAGUAAAACAACACCUCGAUCUCACACUUGGCAGUAUCACGCGUGAAUUGCGUGAUCUCAAGACUGCAAUGCAAGAUCGUGAUCGUGAAUGGAGCCGUAGAAUAUCUGCACACCCUCACGAUGGUCUCUCCCCACAAAUUUCAAUGGCUCCUCGUAUUAGUGAUGCACAAUUUGCCAAAGCAGGAGCGAGAGUCGCACAGUACAAACGUGCAACGAUGCCCAAAUCUGUUGCUUGGCAAAUGGCCGGUGAUCAAUUGAAGAAGCAAUACGAUGAAGUGCUGAAUGUACGAAGACAAUUGGCAGUCAUGGCACAAAUUCAAGAUGAUUUCAAAUCAGACGUUGGCGGCUUGCUUGGUACAUUGCGUGAACAGGCAAAACGGGUCAGGACUAUUGCCGCAAUGGAAGUACCAACAGAAAGGAACUUUAUCAUCACUGGAAAAGCAAGACUAGACAGUAAUUCUCAAGAAGUUCUGACGCUGGUCGAAGAUUUGCUUGACUUGGUCGAUGAUCUGAAAUCAGACGUGAUCCAACGUGGAGUGAAGCCGAAGCCACAUGCUAUGAAAAAGCUUUCAGAGGAUAUCGAUCGUGCUACACGUGGAUUAGAAGAAUUGUCGAAAUACGUUGAUUUGGUUAAGCCUAGUUGGAAAAAGACUUGGGAAAUGGAAUUGCAAAACAUUGUUGAUGAACAAGAGUUCCUAAACCACCAAGAAGGAUUGAUUGCCGAUCUCAAAGAAGACCAUGCAAAUUUGCAAGACGUCUUUCAUAACAUUCAAGAAGUUGUUAAAUUGCGUGGUGCAAACAAAUUCAACCUUUUGGGAAGUGGUGCAAACAGCGAAAAUGCAUUGUCUAAUAUAUCCUUACGUACAUACAUUCCCCCACCACCUGAAGAAGGUCAUGAAGGCCUGUCGACCGUUAUGAUGGAGGUGAAGUCGCAAAGACCCGAUCACGAGAAACGGUUGAAAGCAUUGGAAGCGGCGGAAAAGCAACGAUUAAAGGAGAAUCAUCAAAGGAAAACACAAGAAGAUGAAUUCCAAUCUGAGUUGACCACUUUUGUUGAUGGAAAAGCUUUGAGAAAGACUGGAGGUUAUAUGGAAACGGAGAGAAUACGCGGGAAACGUGACAAGAUGACAUUGAAUGCAAUGUUUGGAGCUGGAGGUGUUGGAGGAGCACCAAUUUCGGAUACUGUCAAAGCACCACCAAGAAAAUUAGUUGUGGGAGGAAAGAGCAGCGGCGGUACAAGCGACAAUGGAAGCAAGGAAGCUUUAACGCCUACGGCAGGCUAUUCCUCAAAUGGAAGUUAUAGUGGUGAAUUAUUGGGAGAAGCAUCAACCCCACCGGAAACGUUUUCUGAUGAAGUUUCGGAGAAUUAG
Meira miltonrushii is the source of this 2499-nucleotide messenger RNA. RefSeq names its product AIP3-domain-containing protein. Gene Ontology annotation, biological process: establishment of cell polarity. The record is from RefSeq and is a predicted model, not a curated record. Lineage: Eukaryota; Fungi; Basidiomycota; Exobasidiomycetes; Exobasidiales; Brachybasidiaceae. The transcript is spliced from 4 exons. Gene Ontology annotation, cellular component: cytoplasm; cell tip. The coding region runs from base 1 to 2499 and encodes 832 amino acids. Gene Ontology annotation, molecular function: cytoskeletal regulatory protein binding.